Lichtheimia ornata is the source of this 1170-nucleotide messenger RNA. RefSeq lists its product as uncharacterized. Gene Ontology annotation, biological process: proteasome-mediated ubiquitin-dependent protein catabolic process. The record is from RefSeq and is a predicted model, not a curated record. The transcript has 7 exons. Gene Ontology annotation, molecular function: protein binding. Bases 1 to 1170 code for a protein of 389 amino acids. Gene Ontology annotation, cellular component: proteasome regulatory particle. Lineage: Eukaryota; Fungi; Mucoromycota; Mucoromycetes; Mucorales; Lichtheimiaceae.
AUGCCAUCCUCAACAAGUGAAAACGAAGUCCCCAAGAUCCCUGAUGUCUCCCUUGCUCAUCACCGAUUUAUCGCUCAAUACGGCCCUGAAGACCAAAGGGAUGACGCAAAGCAACAACUGUUACGAGAAAUCGAAGCCAAAAAUAUGGCACCUUUCUACAAAUAUCUAACGGAGGCACUCAAACUCCCAUUCGACUCAACGCUUUAUGCACGUAUGGAGGCCGCCAACAAAGAAGAGCUUCAACGAUUCGAUGAUAAGGCUCAAGAUGCUGAACAAAAUAUGGGUGAAACUGAGGUCAAUGAAGCAUUGCUCGGUAAAGCUGACUAUUAUGCAAUGAUUGGUGACAAGGAGAACGCAUUGGAAAAGUACAAUGAUCUUUUGACCAAAUCAAUAACACCCGGCACACGUAUCGACAUUGUGUUUGCGCUUGUUCGUAUUGGAUUCUUUUACGACGACAAUGUUAUGGUGCGAUCGAAUAUUGACAAACUCAAGGAACUUGUGGAACAAGGUGGUGAUUGGGAUCGUCGCAAUCGUUUGAAGGCAUAUGAAGGUGUCUAUUUGAUGUCCAUUCGUGAUUUCAAGGGUGCAGCUCGCCAAUUCAUUGAUACUUUGAGCACAUUCACCAGCACUGAAAUGAUGUCGUACCAAGAUUUCGUAAAGUACGCUGUGCUCACCAGUGUGAUCAGCAUGCAACGUGUCGAUAUCAAAAAGAAGGUGCUUGAUUCUCCAGAGAUUCUUGAAGUGAUUUCAGAUAUCCCAUACCUUGAAGAUUACAUGACGAGCUUGUACAACUGCAAUUACGCCCAAUUCUUCCGUGCUCUUGCAAACAUUGAGCAAACACAUUUGCGCACAUCACGAUACUUGUACCCUCACGUCCGUUACUAUGUGCGUGAGAUGCGCAUUGUCGCCUAUGCUCAACUCUUAGAGAGCUACCGAUCCUUAACGAUGGCAAGCAUGGCACAGGCAUUUGGUGUCACUGAAGAAUACAUUGACCGUGAUCUUUACAAGUUCAUCGCCGCCGGACGACUGAAUUGCGUUAUCGACCGAGUGAACGGUGUCAUUGAGACCAAUCGACCAGAUGCAAAGAACGCACAAUAUCAAACCGUCAUCAAGCAAGGCGAUCUUUUGUUGAAUAGAAUUCAAAAGCUUAGCAGAGUCAUCGAUGUUUAA